CCUGUACUGUUUACUGUUCUAUGUUCUAUGUUCAACACAGACAGUUGCCCGAGGGUGCAAUUGAACCUGAGUCCCUGGCUUCUCUAAAUUUUUUAUGCUGUGCUUUUUCUCACUUGGUUUUGGCCCUGUAGUGAGAUUUUAUGGAUAGGCCAGAAAAACAUUUGAAAAUACAGCUAAUUCAAGCUGAUAUAUUGGGGGUUAGAAAGGGAGGUUGUUUAAAAGACAAAAAAGUAGCUCAGAAUCUGUUAUGGCGUACUAGCUUAGAGAAAAAGUUAUUUGUCUAUGCCGAUGAAAAUUUACCGUUGUGAGGACAGCUUUAAAUGUUGCAUGGUGAUAAGGUUGGACUUGUGACAAUUCUGACGGCUACUAUUCUGCACUUAAUAAUAUAACAACAUAAAGAAAAGCAGGUGUCAGCCAGUCAGCUGUUUGAGUGCAAGAUAAAACAAAGAACUGUGGAUGCUGGGCAUCUGAAACAAGUAAAAAUAGAAAUUGCUGGAGAAACUCAGCAUGUGUGGAGAGAAAAGCAGAACAGUUCUGAAGAAGGGUCACCAAAAUCCAAAUAUUAACUCUGGUUUUUCUCUCCACAGAGCUGUUGUUGAAUGCUGCUCAACCUCCUACAAGAGUAUUGAGUGUAGAUGCUGUUCUUUUUUCAGUGUGCAAUUUUAGAUGUAAAAGUCCAUGAGUAUUUUCUGCAUUUCAUAAGCGAGUUGGUUAGAAAUAAUAUAAGUCGUCAGAGUUUCUAGUUUCCUGCAGUUCAUUUCAUUUCGCAGGUCUUAGAGGACUUAUACGCUGGUCGGCAAGAACUGAAACUGGUAACAUGCAGGGGUUGUUGAAGCUGAGCCAGCUAAAGCCAUGCAGUUCAGCACAGCCAGGAAGGGAGAAUGGUUUGGCUGCGCUACUGUUUGACUGCUGAGUGAUUGUGACAGCUAGAGCACAGGCCUCCCUGCCCGCAUUGGUCUGGACUGUCAGCUUACUUGUUUUGCCAGUGUUUAAAAUUAAAAGUUUUUAGAAUGGUGCUCACCUUCUGUUUCCUAAUGAUCAUGUCUUUUGAAUUUCAGUUCAAAAAUAACAAACAGGCAAAUUAUUCAAACAGCUUCGAUCGCCUACUUAAAGAGAAGCAGCAGUCUGAGGGUCUGGGGGAAACACUCAAGGACCUGAAGAAAAAAUUGCAAGAGGAACUUAUUGAGGUGCCGGACCUCCACUCUCUGUCUGAGGAAGAUGAAGAACAGGUAACGGAUGAAGACAUGGAUCAAAUUGCGGAGGAGCAAAGGGCCUUCUUAAUCAGGUUCUCUGUAAAAUCUGAUGGAAUACCAGACGUACACCCUGGGGAAAAAAUUUUCAAUGUGUUACAUGCUGGAAAACACUUUAAUCAACACAACCUCAGGUUGACACAGAGUGAAUUGACACCUCAAAAUUUUCUGGAAAGGACUCUGAUCAGGUGA
Molecule: messenger RNA, 1442 nt
Organism: Rhincodon typus (whale shark)
Lineage: Eukaryota; Metazoa; Chordata; Chondrichthyes; Orectolobiformes; Rhincodontidae
Product: SMC5-SMC6 complex localization factor protein 2-like
Exons: 3
Coding region: 1011-1442 (143 amino acids)
Source: RefSeq, a predicted model, not a curated record